Molecule: messenger RNA, 779 nt
Organism: Trichobilharzia regenti
Lineage: Eukaryota; Metazoa; Platyhelminthes; Trematoda; Strigeidida; Schistosomatidae
Source: the annotation of a GenBank genome assembly
GGAUCUGUUGCCUGGCCCUUGUCUUCUGUUGUUACAUUUGGUGUCGCUGCCUACCGACAAAUGAAAAGCCUAUACCCUGCAGUUUUUGAUGGAGACAUAUGGAUCUUCGGGCAGGACUUCAAGGCUUCUGCGCAGUUGAGUGGCGUUCAAGAUCUGUCAGCGAUGGAGCUGCUACUUGAGACGCUGCUGGGAGGUCGGGCGAAAGCAGCAUAUGAAGGUGUGGGCCGAAGUAUGGACGAAUGUUCGACAGGGUCAGGCAAACAGUUUCCAAAGUGGGAAGGACCAUAUAUGGUCACUUCGAGAUGGGGUUACGCAGACACAGUCGCAAUGGCGAACAAUGAGAGGCGCGUGAACGUCAGCGAGCUCCAGAAAUGGAUACAGCGAGACAAGCCAACGAUGACGCCUGCACCAAGUAGAUCAAGCCGACUUCAGUCGCACGUAUUUGACGGGGGGACGAGUGUGGUGAGAGCAGGCUGCUAGCCGAUUGGUUGGCACUAAUCUACGUUAAGGUCUAGGUCACUAAUAUGGGCCGUGAACAAGGCUGAGUCAACAACCAAUCACAGCGAAGUUAACGUGGCAAAAUAUGAUUCGCAGAUAGAGAACUCUGUUUGUCAAGGAAUCCCGAAACAACCAAUCAGAAGCCUGCGUUUGUCUACCUAAACAACCAAUCAGAUGACUGUGCUUGUCUAUAAUAAUGUUGUCUGAAAUAUGUAUAAAUACGUGUUGAUUUUCAUAAUAAAAGGAUCUGUUGCCUGGCCCUUGUCUUCUGUUGUUACACC